CCAGUUGUCUAGAUAGGCAAAGUAAGUUCCAGAUGUUUACCUUACUCCUGGACCCUCUCUCUCCGAGGGCGUAGCGUUGCGUGACAGAGAGAGGAGAACAGAACUGGACUUCUACACAGUUUGUGGGGUUUAUUAUUUGUGAGGUCUAUUGUGUCCAUUGUGUUAGUCUGAAUUUUAUAUUAAUAUAUCGAAAUUGGUCUAUUGCAUCGCAUCUGCGUUCGAUUACAUUGUAAUGCAAAUGAGGAAAGCUAACCAGUUAAAUUAAAAGGGCUAUUGGGCUGAAUUGUAUGCACCAAUAAAUCGAUGUACGUAUGUGAAAACAGUCAGGGUUUUUAUUUAUUGGGCACAUUCCUCGUGUGUAGGAAACACAUCGUGAUUGGCCUGCAAGGGCAACCGGUUUGGAACAAGGCGCCGAUAAAAUCCUUAGAACUUGUGAGGUGAAGGAAGAGCCCUGGAAAUGAGAUCACGGUCGUAAAUGAAAUAUGUACGCCGUAUGAAGUGGUUAGAACAGUAUUGUUGAAUUUCUUCAGACCGAGACCGAGUAUUAUAGUCCUUUAGCCUUAGUUUUGAACACCCCUUUACAAAGCUCCCCCAAACCAUUGCAAAUGAUAAAACGUGUACCCGUCUAGCUCCUCCCAUAUGUUCACCGGCUGGCUGACCUCCCUCCCGGGUCAACAAAUAAACAUGCACCAAUAAACGUUCGCGAAAAUAAAACCAAACAAAGUUUUAAGGUCAGCAGAGCGUCACAAUCCAAAGGCUCUUGGAACAUACAGAAAGUGUUCGCUGUGGAAUAUUACUCAGGUUAACCUCUGACUUGUAAUCUAACAGAUGCCAUGUCUGAGUCUGUAGAAGUAAAUGGGGAGUGUGAUAAAAAAUUGAAAGCUUAGAAAACGCACAUCAUAAAUAUCAUGAUCGGUUGGAGCACAUUGUACAAUGGAUAAAAUAACUGAACUUGCUUUCAAGUCGCAAACUGUAUGUGGUGCUGUUCAUUUUGUUCUGUUUCUGGUCUCCUGGCCCACAAUAAUUGGUUUGCUGAAGGGUUUGCAUGACACAGAUAAGGAGAAUUUCAACUGUAUCCCCAAGCCUAGUGAUGUCACGCAACAACUAUGUUAUAAUGACUACAUUUCCACCGUGAGCCUAUUGUUAAUACCACUUAAUUUUGCUCUUAUCAUCGGUGGUAUUUUGGGUUUCUUUUGGGUAGUCUUUAUUCUUUACAGUGUCUUAGCACUACGGCAAAUCAAUAAGGAAGGGGACAGCAAUGAAAAGAAAUGCCUGUCAAAGCGAUAUAUGUGGAGGUUUUUUUUUCAUGUUUGCAUUCAACUUGCUGCUCUUGGUGUGAUGAUGGGGCUCUUCUGUGGCUUCCAGACCCUUCAUCUUCCAGUGGUGUACAUCUGCUCACAAGGGAACAGCACCCAAAUUCCCACCAACCAAGUGAAUAUGACAUGCAAUGAUUUACAUCACAGGCAGAAAUCCAAACUGAACAUUGGCGUUGUUACAAUUAUGGCAAUAUCCAUUGUUCUCUGCAUAGUUUCAAUUAUUCACUUGUUCUUAACAAGAAAGGACUUUCUAAAACAAUUGCUUGGAGACCAAGAAAUUGACAAUCAAACAAUUCGUUCAGAAAGGGUAAAAGCAGAAGGUCACACAGAAAAUCACAAAGGUAUUGGAAUGAGCACCAUGGCACAUUUUUAUGCAGUCACGCACGGAGGUGAAUUUUAUAAGGGAAUUCCACCCAUGAGUACUUCUGAAAGCUGGAUGACCUCAGCCGUACAAAUUGGAACAACAGGUUGGGCCGACUUCCGCCAUCUUUUCUUCCAUCCAGACGGCACCUUAUUUGGCGUGGUGAAUGACAAGUUCUACAAGGCACCACCCCCCAAGAGUUCAUCAUUUGAGGGGUGGAUCGCUCAAGCUACUCUUAUAGGCGACGGUGGAUGGGAUUCUUUCAAGUUUCUGUUCUUUGAUCCGGAAGGAGUGCUGUAUGCUGUUCAUGAUGACAGGCUUUACAAGCGGGACCCCCCGUCCAGCGACCAAGAUCACUGGCUUGGAUCUGCCACACUGGUUGGAGCCGCAGGGUGGUCCGACUUCGAUUUCCUCUUCUUCGACCCAAAGGGUUUCUUAUAUGGCGUCGAAAACGGCAAGUGUCAUAAGCGGAAACCCCCCGUAGAUAGAAAUGACAGCUGGCUGGGGUCGUCUGAUUUUAUCGGUGGCGAGCGCUGGUAUGGUUACAAUCAUUUUUUGUUCCUGGCGAGUGGUGACUUAUACAGCGUCAACGCCGGCAGACUUUUCAAGGAGUUACCCCCAAGUGGUGGGCUUGGUUAUUCCUCAAUCGUGAUUGGCCUUAGGGGGUGGGAUAUGUUUAAAUACUUGAUGUCUCCCCUCAGCCACACGUGAGAAACUAUCGACAUGGCAACAGAUGCCGUGGCAACAGUGCCACCCCUAGAUUAAAUUAAAUGUCGAAGAAGUCGAGGUCAGUGGAAUUAUUAUCAAGCCUUUUCAAUUGGUAAUUGCUUAGUACUUUGCAGGAACUAAAGCAUUCUAUAACAAACAAACAAACAAACAAACAAUAGUUUAUUCUAUCAGCAUAAUUUAAAACAGUUACAAAUACAAAUAACCAGAAAUCGUAACGCCUGUAGAAUUCCAACUUAACUAGUUUGAACAUUGUUGAUGGAAUAUAUUUCAAUUAAUAAGUUAGAAUAAAAACAGUAUUUUUGUAUCUACUCGACUGAGGCUUAGACCAGGCCUAUUUGCGGACAUUUAAGAAUUUUACUUGUUUCUAGUUACUUUAGAUGAGAUUUAGGUCUAGGGGAAAAGUCCUUAUGAAGUUUCGUGGUUUUCUACGUGAUCUGCAUAUACUGGUAACAGACAUAAUGUAUUUUGCUCCGUCCAUUUUGGGACAUCAUGACUCUACUUUGACAUUUAUAGUUAUGAAUAUGCUUUUAGUAAACUUUCCCAACUUGAAUCCCAUAUAUGCAUUGCCUAAAUAACUUAAGGAAACAAACUUCCGAUGUAUCCUUUAGAUAUAUCAAUCCAUUUUUAGUUCAGCAUUUUUAUGUCAACUUGGGCGUCGCCUCUUGUUGAGAAUUUUGUAGAACAGCUAAGAAUUGAGUCGUGAUCUAACUAUGUGUUUAUUUGAUUAAACUUAGGUUUCUCACCGGUAAAUAGUUUCUAGUAACAUCUAGUGUUUUUUCUUACUAGUGAAAGCUGUAUUGUAUAAUUUAAAGUAUAAGUUUAACCUUAGUGUAAAAACUUUGGUUAGCAACUGAAAUCGCGUGAUAAACAUACGAUGAUUAUCUUUUGAGCUAUCAGUUGUAAGGAAAAGAUAAUCAAAAGAGAAUCUAGAGGAACGUUUAUCAGGUCAGUGAAAUGUGAAGAAGGAAAAUAAUUGAAUGUGAUACCAGUAGAGACCGACCCUGCAGAGAAGCGUUAAACCAAGAGAAGAAAGGAAAAGACAAGAGUUAAAAGUAAGAGUUAAAAGUAAGAUUACUUAAAUAAAAUCUUUCUGUUGAAUUGUUGGUUGUUGUCGACACGGGGUAUCUCGCUCAUAUCGUAAAUCUGGUCUUUCACCGCUCACUGCCAGCGUUUUUUUGUUUUUUGGGGGCGGGGGGUGGGGGAGGGGCUGCUAAGAAUCGCUAUCGCACAAGGAGCCCUGUUCAAUCCUCAGUUUUUGGGUUUCGAUUGAGAAGAACGUAGAUUUUCAAGCAUUCGCAGAGAAAGUUCAGAGGACUCGCCAUCAGUAGAACUAAGUGGACUAAACCUCUACAUUUGAAUUAAGAGUAUGCUUCGAUUCUGAUUGCUAUAAUUAGAGAUUUUAAAAAGCAUUUGAAAGCUUUAGAGAUAAAAUAUCUGUGAUCGAGCUUGACUCCGUCUACAAUACUGGGCACAGUUUUCAGUUCAGAUAUGAUUUUUAGUUCUCUUGUUCUUGUUGCGGCUGUUAAUCAGCUCACUGUGUUUAGACUAGUUGAGUAAAAAAGAAACAAUUGGAAAAGUUUGUUUUCGGAUGGAAUUAAAUAUACCGUCAUAUGA
This is a messenger RNA of Orbicella faveolata, 4020 nucleotides long. RefSeq lists its product as uncharacterized. NCBI's taxonomy places the organism in Eukaryota, Metazoa, Cnidaria, Anthozoa, Scleractinia, Merulinidae. The record is from RefSeq and is a predicted model, not a curated record.